This is a messenger RNA of Lytechinus pictus (painted urchin), 1645 nucleotides long. RefSeq lists its product as uncharacterized. The coding region runs from base 980 to 1645 and encodes 221 amino acids. The record is from RefSeq and is a predicted model, not a curated record. The transcript is spliced from 7 exons. Gene Ontology annotation, molecular function: protein binding. Lineage: Eukaryota; Metazoa; Echinodermata; Echinoidea; Temnopleuroida; Toxopneustidae.
CCGUACCCGGUGGUUGUUUCAUAAAGCUGUUCGUAAAGUUACGCACAACUUUACAUACGACUGGCACAUGUUCUUAGGUCAUAAAUCUAUACAUAGGGCAUAGAGAUAUAUACUAAUAACGCGUAAUUAGUAUACAUCUCUAUGACAUAUGGAUAUCAUAAAGCACAAGAAAGGAUCACCAGUCGCGCGUAAAGUCAUUCGUAAUCUUACGUACAGCUUUAUGAAACACCCACGUGCACCGUACCCGGUACUGGUUAUUCGUUCGAUCGAUCGUCUCAGCUGAGCUGAAGACCAAAAUAUGGGAAUACCGGUACACGCAUCCGGGCAAUUAGGAGGUAGUCGAAGCUGUUGUAGUACCGUAUACCUUUUCAGGCCUCGAUUUUAGUUGCGAAUCGAUUGAGCAACCCAGUACCGACAAAGUCUAAGUCUAAGAUUUCUUAAAACUCUUGGAGUAUUUCGGAGGAACAUCAACUACCAUUACCAAGUAACCGGUACCCCGGUGCGAGUGAACUUUCUUAGAGAGGAGUGCUAUCGCUAGCGUGCAACCCCGAUCCCCUAUUGCCCUUAUAAUGUCGUUCUACCUACCACGUAGACCGUAGUACCAGGAAGCACCUGUUGCGCAUUGCAGAAUUGGGAUCGGGCGUGGCAUCUGUACGGUACUAAUUACCAUAGAGCUAUUACUGUAAUAGCUGAGCUCCAUGGUAUUACAGUCAAUUGUCUACUGCACUGUGUUGUGAAGCAUAUGGUCAGACUCUUAACACAGAGGCCAUUGGAACUGGAAUAUUAGCAUCGAUCCACGUCGAUAAAUCUGGAACUUGGAAUCUACCUGGCGCAUAUAAUCUACACAGAUUGAAGAGCACCAUCAGCUCCUUCACCAACCAACUAUAAAUAUUCUCUGAUUGAACACCCAUUACAAACAACAACAACGCUCGGUCUUCUGUUCGCUUUGAACUCUGAGUUCAUCUGUUUUUCUUAAACAAUGGAAAGCAACAAUUUAUUAAUGAAAGCACUGUUGAUUGAGUGGGGCUUGUUGUGCUGCAUGUCUCCGUGUUUGUCUCAAGCUGGUGCUUGCAUUGACGAUCGGCUCAACAAUCAAAUGAAAUGUCGUUACAAGUGCCAGUAUGAAACCAUUAAUGAGAAGUGUUCAAGGAACAUUUCCUUGCAGUCUAUUCAUCAUCCAAUAGAUGGCUACUGCUGCCCGGGAUUCCUCCUGACUUCUGUAGGCAAAUGCCAGGUGUGUCCGGAUAUCAGGUUUAUGCCUGAUAUCAAUAACUGCUGCCACUGCAUUCCAUGCACUCAAUGUGAUUUGAUCCGAAAUAACCCAAUCAAAGUUCCGUGCACGAAGACACAUGAUACUGUAUGCCAUAUCGGUAAUACUUCUGGAAAUCCCCAAAUACCUGUAUGCCCUCUUAUAAAGCCUACAUCUGUGGAUAUGACUACCGAAACAGUAUUAACCUACAACAUUUCUGGUGAUCCAACUGGGAAGAGCAGUACAUCUGGGAAUUCACGGACAACACUUAUAUUAAGUAUUGUGAUAACAUUGGUUGUCAUUGCUUUCGCCAUCAUCCUGAUUACAUGUAUUUACUGCUAUAAAUCAGGAAAAAUAUGCAAACGUCAAGGAAAUGCACAACAUGGAAUCGGGUAA